Molecule: messenger RNA, 921 nt
Organism: Microplitis demolitor
Lineage: Eukaryota; Metazoa; Arthropoda; Insecta; Hymenoptera; Braconidae
Product: BLOC-1-related complex subunit 8 homolog
Exons: 2
Coding region: 151-681 (176 amino acids)
Cellular component (GO): BORC complex
Source: RefSeq, a predicted model, not a curated record
UGUAAGCUACUGUCCGACAUGUUUUAUAAGCCACGCCUCCAUUUCAGUUCCCUAUUUACUUAUUUUAUUGUUAUUUAUAUUUAAGUUGGUUGGAAAUUGAUGAUAGUGUUUUGUAAAUAAAAAAAAGUUUGUUAUUUAAAUAAUUAAAAAAUGACUGCGAAAGUAUAUCAGCCAGAUCCAGAGUUUGAGCAACGAGUUAAAAAAGCAACUGAACGAAUAUCUGAAAAUAUGCAUAUAGUUGCCAAUGAACCAUCAUUAGCAUUUUAUCGUUUACAAGAGCAUGUGAGAAAAGCAUUACCACCAAUGGUUGAAAAACGUGUUGAAGUACUUGCGUUAAAACGACAAUUGCAAGGAAGAUGUUAUGAUGUUGAAUAUGCUGUAAGUGCUGUAAAAACAAUGCAAAAAGCUGAGAAAAAUUUUAGUAAUACUAUUGAGUACCUCAAAACUGGUAUUCACUUUAAACAACAAUUGAAAUUCGAAGAACAAAGAAGAAAUAAAAAAGAUGGACAAAAAGAUUCUAUGUACAAAAGGUUGUCAGCGCAUAUCACAACCUUAGAUUAUCUACCUGAUGAAAUAUCUGAUGUAGUAAGAGAAACAGCCAAUAAAGUUGAAUCGAUGAUGAAUCAUGCACGACAUUCUAAUUCUAAUGAAUUACAAAGAGCUAAUACGACUAAUAAUUAAUAUUUACACCAACUUAUAAUUUUAUACAUUUUUAUUUUCUCAAAUAUCAAUUUUAUUCGUAUUUUUUUUAUUGUUUAAUCUUGGUGUACAAUAACAAAGUAUAUUAUAAAAUAGAAUGUGCCAGGAUACUUUUAAAAAAUAGUAAUUAAAUUUUUGUUUCUUAUCUUUUUUUUAUACAUAUAUAUAUGGUUUUUUUUACGAUUACAUGUAAUAAAUGGUGAUAAAUAUUUUGAAUUGUGA